AUGAAAAACCUACGAACUUCGCUCUCGUUAGCCCUCAUUGCUCGGCGCAAUUUCACAUGUGUUACAGACCACUAUGAGCACUGUGUUCACGAAAUUAUUACGCGGCUCACUCAAUUCGAUGCCUCUUUAUCGUGGACAGAGGUAGACAUCCUGAAGGGAAGUCAAGACCUCAUAUCGAAAAUGUGCCGAGAAGAAAAAAGUGGCGACGAUUCACAAGCAUUAAAACUACAUAAUAUCGUUAUUUGGAAUCACCUCGAGUCUUAUUCGAUGGACUUGGCCACGAAGAACGAUCUUUUGAGGACAUUCGACCAACUCGAGAUGCACAACGCCAUUGAUUCGCGCAAAGAAGACCAUAAGAAACCAGUAAUAAUUCAGAACCAAGAAGUCAUUGUUCCAGACAUUUUCAUUAUAAUUCCUGUGAUGAAGUUGGGCAAUACGAUUCCAAAGAUCAAUCCCCAAAUCAAAGAACGCUUCUGGUUUUGCCAGAGCGUCUUCUUUAAAAGAAUUGACAAAAGAGCUGAAUCUUCUGAGUGGGAUUGGGAUCUCGAAGAAUGCCGCAACAGGCUUGCGGAUGUUUAUUUCGAUCCUGAAGUACGAGAAUAUGUCAGUUCUCUCAUGGUGUUCACUCGUUCCCAUAGACUCACAUCUCUAGCUCCACUCACAUCGAGACCCACAUACAAAGGAACUCUAUCGAUUGUGGAACUAGCGAAAGCUUUGGUGGUUUGGAACAACAGGCUAAACUUCGAUAGAUUGUAUGUCACUCCAGACUACGUGAAGGUUGCCUAUCGAAAAGUGUGCUACUGGUUAGUAGACUGGGAAACAAAUCCGACUUUCAUCAGCAAAAGCAAUCAAACUGAGCAUGACAGACGCAUGCAAAUUUCCAUACUCACUGGUGAUUGGUAUGGAAGUGAAUGGCAGAGUGUCAAGAGCUAUUUGAAGGAGAACGAGUCUCACAAGGAUUUUAAAACAACUACGGGCUUUCAAAAUAAGAUCGUUGAAGAUGUCCUUGAUUCUGUACUGCCUCCCUUAUAG
Molecule: messenger RNA, 1032 nt
Organism: Australozyma saopauloensis
Lineage: Eukaryota; Fungi; Ascomycota; Pichiomycetes; Serinales; Metschnikowiaceae
Exons: 1
Coding region: 1-1032 (343 amino acids)
Source: RefSeq, a predicted model, not a curated record